Messenger RNA from Ziziphus jujuba (common jujube), 1581 nucleotides. RefSeq names its product 11-beta-hydroxysteroid dehydrogenase A. The record is from RefSeq and is a predicted model, not a curated record. The transcript is spliced from 6 exons. Gene Ontology annotation, molecular function: oxidoreductase activity. Bases 244 to 1377 code for a protein of 377 amino acids. NCBI's taxonomy places the organism in Eukaryota, Viridiplantae, Streptophyta, Magnoliopsida, Rosales, Rhamnaceae.
AUGGCACAAAAACUGCUUGUCCCUUUGUGGAGUGGAGCUUAUAGAAAAAGCUAAACGAUAACGUAAAAGGCAAUCUACGUGUUGUUUCCUCUUCAUGCAACGCUGCUACGUUGCAGAUUUUACUUCCUUCUUAGUCAUCCUCACAAUGACACCUCCAUUAAAGCCUUCAUUACCUCUCUCUCUCUCUCUCUCUCUCUCUCUCUUUUUUCCUCCUUCACCAUCUCUUUCUGCAGAUCAGAAGCCAUGGAUUUCACUCUUAUCACCUUUAUCUGUCUCUUUUUCUACAAUGGAAUUACUUAUAUCAUUAACUUGUUAAUGAACAUUGUAAUUCCUCCUAUUGCUAUAAUCUUGCUGUUCUUCUUCCUCCCACCAUAUCUGCUCGUCAAGUACUUCAUCUCCACGACCAUAAAACCGGUUCUCAGCAAAAACGUGGCCGGAAAAGUAAUCCUUAUCACCGGGGCAUCCUCAGGCAUCGGCAAGCAAUUGGCGAUUGAAUAUGCUAGAAGAGGAGCUUGUCUUGCUCUUGUUGCAAGAAGAGAAAAAAAGCUUGAAUCAGUAGCUCACUCAACCACUUUGAUCGGCUGUCAAGAUGUUUUCAUUAUGUGUGCUGAUGUGUCCAAUCCUGAACACUGUAAACUGUGCAUUGAAGAGACAAUAAAAUAUUAUGGGCGAUUGGAUCAUCUAGUUAACAAUGCUGGGAUAGCUCCUGUUUCCAUGUUUGAAUACUGCCCAGAUGUCACAAACUAUGUGCAAGCAAUGGAUACAAACUUCUGGGGUUCAGUGUAUUGCACUUACAAUGCAAUUCCUCACCUUAAGAAAAGCAAAGGUAGGAUCAUAGGAAUUGCUUCUUCUGCAGGAUGGUUAGCAACACCCCGAAUCAGCAUCUAUAGUGCUAGCAAAGCAGCAGUAAUAAGCUUCUAUGAGACACUAAGGGUUGAAAUCGGGAAUGAUGUUGGAAUAACAAUUGUGACUCCAGGGUUAAUUGAGUCAGAAAUGACUCAAGGCAAGUUUCUAUCCAGGGAAGGCCGUUUGCGAGUAGACCCAGAAAUGAGAGAUACUGAAAUAAGCUUGAUGCCUAUAAUGCCUGCCAAAGAGUGUGCCAGAGCAAUUGUGAAAAGCGCUUGCCAGGGAGAUGAUUACGUGGCACAGCCACCUUGGAUCAGACCAACAUUAUUCUGGAGGGUGUUUUGGCCUGAGAUACUGGACUGGUGCAACCGAAUUCUAUUAGUCCCUGGACCAGGGCAACCGGAGACGGAUACACUCAGUAAGAAGAUCUUUGACCUGUUUCCUGGUGUUGACCGCUAUCUGCACCCAGGGACCAUUCAUUUUCCUGAACACAAGGGGGAUGCAGAAGAGAUUUUUGCAUACUAUCAUUGAUUUGAAUAGAGACCUAUCUGUAAAGUAAAUAAGAAAAGUAUUUGGGAUGACAUAGAACAGAGAUAAAGUUGAAAGCAAAUUCUACCAAUUAGCUUUUUGAAGAAAAUGAAAUAUGGUUCUCUGUUGCAGAUGAACCUGCAACUCUUGUAUGCUCUGAGAUCUUAUUUAAUGCAACUAUACAGUAGUUUGCUGAAUCUUCAGUCA